AUGUUCAGGUUACUCACCCUCUUUUCAUUCACCGUGUUUAUUAGUUCCGUCUUCGCAUCGGCUCCAUCUCAGGACUGGGAGCAGGUUGCUGCCACCUUGCGCAGCACCGUGGAAGUCCUCCAGCUGGCUCACAAGCAAUACCUAGCGCAAACGACAAACCCGCACUUCAGACGAGACUCGACUUUUCGAACCGGUCCGGCAGGCUACUGGCAACCUCUGGCUGCCAACAAACGUCUCGAUGCCUCCGAUGACUUCUCCGGUCAGCUGCACGACCUGAUCAAUGAGAUCGGAAGCGCCGUGCAACAGCUCAUCGAGUUGCUGGCUUCACAGUUCGACAACAUCGGAGGGCUACUAACCAGCACCACCGCCUCUUCAAUCCCAGCUGCCUCCACCACUACACCUCAACCAUCGGUACUGCCCAUAACGAACCUAAACACGCCUCCCGCAGCGACUACUGCCUCCCGAAGCCUUGUUCCCGAUCGCCCUUUACAUACAUCGUCGACAUCCUCUCGACCAUCAGCAACUUACACGUUCAACCCUCGUGCUACCGACCUUAACGUCGUGUACUACUCCCAAACUGACCUCACGCCCGUAAUCUCUCUGACGCAAGUAUGCGACGACCCUGCAAUCGACAUCGUCAUCCUGGCCUUUGUCACGCACCUCGUCUCCAAUGGCGGCUAUCCAGCAAUGAACAUGGCGUCGAAUUGCUGGGCUCCUAAUGCGGCCCAACAAGCAGCCGGAGCGACGGGCCUUCUGGACUGCGUGGGCGACGGCUUCGCCAGCAAGAUUGCGCAGUGUCAACAGCGUGGCAAAAAAGUCAUGCUCAGUCUGGGCGGGUCGGUAGGAGACUUGUCCAUGGGCAGCGCCGCCCAGGCCGAGCAAGUUGCCAACACAAUCUGGGAUCUAUUCCUGGGCGGGACAAAUCCAACGACCGCACCCUUGAGACCAUAUGGCACCGUCGUCCUGGACGGCAUAGACAUUGACAACGAAUCCCCUUCGGGCUCAACCUACCUUCCGACCCUAGCCCGCACCCUCCGCCAGCUAAUGUCCACGGCUCCGAAACCGUACUAUCUGUCAGUCGCGCCGCAAUGUCCACGCCCAGACGCCUCGGUCCCGGUCCCCGCCCUGCUGCCCUACAUCGACUUCUUCGCCGACUGGUCCAAUGACCUCCUCGCCCUCGGGUCUCUGGUCUCGGGUUCUCGAGUCAUGAGGUCUUUGGGCUUCCAGAACAUCAACAACGGCGUGGACUCUCCGAGACUGUUGAUCGGCACGCCUGCCUUUGCGGGGGCAGGGUCCGGAUACGUUGAUGUCCCGACGUACAAGACCAUGAUGCAGCGCGUGAGGGAGCUGGGUCUGCCAAACCUAGCGGGCGCGAUGUUCUGGGACGGGGCGUACCAGGAGAUUAGUGCGACGACAUUGGGAAAUGACGGGAUGAACGCCACUUUUGCGGAAGUCGUCAAGCAGGUCUUUGCAUAG
This is a messenger RNA of Cladophialophora yegresii CBS 114405, 1476 nucleotides long. RefSeq lists its product as uncharacterized. The record is from RefSeq and is a predicted model, not a curated record. Gene Ontology annotation, molecular function: chitinase activity. Gene Ontology annotation, biological process: carbohydrate metabolic process. The coding region runs from base 1 to 1476 and encodes 491 amino acids. Gene Ontology annotation, cellular component: extracellular region. The transcript has 3 exons. Lineage: Eukaryota; Fungi; Ascomycota; Eurotiomycetes; Chaetothyriales; Herpotrichiellaceae.